Nicotiana attenuata is the source of this 815-nucleotide messenger RNA. RefSeq names its product protein TIFY 5A-like. The record is from RefSeq and is a predicted model, not a curated record. Bases 234 to 587 code for a protein of 117 amino acids. NCBI's taxonomy places the organism in Eukaryota, Viridiplantae, Streptophyta, Magnoliopsida, Solanales, Solanaceae. The transcript is spliced from 3 exons.
UGUUUUUGUUGGAUUUUUCAAAUUAUAAAUAGCUUUUUGAGAUCAUUAUUCCCUAGUCUUUCUAGCUCUACUUGUUUUUCGGUGCAAGUAAUUGCUGCCAUCCACCACCAUAAGCUAAGUAAUUCCCCCACAUUGUAAAAACUUUGGGAAAAAGUCUUAAUUUCUUCUUCAAUUUAUAGGCAAUAUGAAGACAUAAGAAUUGAAAAGUAGAAAGGAAAACAAUAGGCAUAAAGAUGAAGCACAGAAUUGGCCUUCAACUUUUCCCUCUAUUGUCUUCUUCUUCUUCUUCAGAGUUGCGCAGUAGUGAUCAUUCUGUGGCAUGUUCGUCCACAAGAAAGCAGAUCACAAUUUUCUACAACGCACAAGAUGGGGAAUGUGAUACAUCUGAACUUCAGGCCUUAGCCAUCUUAUGGCAUGCAAGACGUGAAAUGGAAGAAAAAUAUAAUACGAGUGCGUCAAAUUUGAGAGCACCAUCUCUGCAGUUUCAAUUGCAUAGCCCUUAUAAUGGGCUGUCCCUAAGAAAAUCCCUACAGAGGUUUCUGCAAAAGAGAAGAGAAAGGAGGAUUCAAGCAGCUAAUCCAUACUAAAAGAAAUGAUGAUGAUCAUAGGCGAAUUCAGAAUUGAGAAUUUAGUGAUCUAGAAUGUGUAUGAUUUUGCGAUAUGCGGAUACUUCAAUUUUAUUUCUGCAUAUGUAUCUGCAUUUCAAACCAAAAACAGGGAUUUCAGUUGAUGAUGCUGAUUCCUGAUUAUCGAAAUUUCAUCCUAAUUACUAUCAAAAUUUCAUCAAUAUGGAGUGGAAGGUUGGAUCACCUGUA